Molecule: messenger RNA, 463 nt
Organism: Dinoponera quadriceps
Lineage: Eukaryota; Metazoa; Arthropoda; Insecta; Hymenoptera; Formicidae
Product: mitotic-spindle organizing protein 1-like
Exons: 2
Coding region: 127-369 (80 amino acids)
Biological process (GO): gamma-tubulin complex localization; mitotic spindle assembly; microtubule nucleation by interphase microtubule organizing center
Cellular component (GO): gamma-tubulin ring complex; spindle; centrosome
Source: RefSeq, a predicted model, not a curated record
CAUAUUUACAUUUCUAUGGCGGUUCAAGAUUGACAAUAAGAAGUGAUAUCAUUUUGCGACCAAUGUUUGUAAUCAUCUAUUAUAAAACUGUCUAACUUCGACGAAAAGGAACGUAACCGAGCCAGCAUGCCAGAGCCUGUGAGCCACCAGGUGAAUGCCGCUCGUAAGACGUUCCAGACUUUGUACCAGAUCUCCAAGCUGCUGAACACGAAUCUAGAUCCGACCACCCUGAGCAUGUGUAUCAGGCUAUGUGAAAACGGAGUGAAUCCGCAUGCUCUUGCAGCUGUGGUAAAGGAACUUCAGCGAGAGGUCAAGGCGAUGAACGACGUCCAGUUGGAGUCAACCAGCAAGACCAGUGCGAAUAAGUGAACAUGAGCAUAUGACACUUGUUACUCUUCCAUGUUCUUUGCGGAAUUGCUUGCUUUAUGUUAUUCAAUAAAUAUUUUCAGAUAUAGAUAUAGUA